This is a messenger RNA of Lemur catta (Ring-tailed lemur), 931 nucleotides long. Its product is annotated as nuclear receptor-binding factor 2-like. Gene Ontology annotation, biological process: autophagy. Lineage: Eukaryota; Metazoa; Chordata; Mammalia; Primates; Lemuridae. The record is from RefSeq and is a predicted model, not a curated record. The transcript has a single exon.
AUGGAAGUAAUGGAAGGACCUCUCGCCCUGGCUCAUCAACAGAGCAGAUGGGCAGACCGUUUAUUAGCUACAGGCAAAUAGGAAGAGGCUAUUUCUUGUCACAAAAAGGCUGCAGCAUAUCUUUCCGAAGCCAUGAAGCUGACACAAUCUGAGCAGGCUCACUUAUCACUGGAAUUGCAAAGGGAUAGCCACAUGAAACAGCUCCUCCUCAUCCAGGAGAGGUGGAAAGGGGCAAAGGGUGAGGAAAGAUUGAAAGCUCAGCAGAACACAGACAACGAUGUAGCCACACAUCUUCAGGCAUCUCCCAAACCCUCUGCUGAGGACACAGAAGGCCAGAGCUCCCUUCUGUCUCAGAAGUACAGCCCUUCUAUGGAGAAACAUCUGCUUGAAAUUCAGGGGAUCUUUGACAGGGAUCCAGACACACUACUAUUUUUACUUCAGCAAAAGAGUGAGCCAACAGAGCCAUGUAUUGGAAGCAAAGCCCCAAAAGACGAUAAAACGAUUAUAGAGGAGCAGGCAACCAAAGUUGUAGAGUGGAAGAGGCAUGUGGGAUUCUUUGUGGCCGAGAAUGAAAGAUUAAGGAAAGAAAAUAAACAACUAAAGGCUGAAAAGGCCAGACUUCUAAAAGGUCCGAUAGAAAAGGAGCUGGAUGUAGAUGCUGAUUUUGUAGAAAAGUCAGAGUUAUGGAACUUGCCACCACAUUCAGAAACUGCCACAACCUCCUCAACCUGGCAGAAGUUUGCAGCAAAUACCAGGAAAGCCAAGGAAAGUCCAAUACCAAAUCUUCCUCCCUUGGAUUUUCCAUCUCCAGAACUUCCCCUUAUGGAUCUCUCUGAGGGUAUUCUGAAAGGACUUAUGAAUAAUUAAAAUGGAAGGUCACAGAAGAGGUGAGAAGAGGAAAUAAUACAGUAAUACAGUUAAGCAAAAAAAA